Molecule: messenger RNA, 2013 nt
Organism: Peromyscus maniculatus bairdii (prairie deer mouse)
Lineage: Eukaryota; Metazoa; Chordata; Mammalia; Rodentia; Cricetidae
Gene: Cdc45
Product: cell division cycle 45
Biological process (GO): mitotic DNA replication preinitiation complex assembly; DNA replication initiation; double-strand break repair via break-induced replication
Cellular component (GO): DNA replication preinitiation complex
Molecular function (GO): single-stranded DNA binding; chromatin binding; DNA replication origin binding
Source: RefSeq, a predicted model, not a curated record
AUAGCGGAGCUUUAUUGGCUGUCGCCCAGCGGGACCCAAUCAGAAAGGAGGAGAAGGCUGAGAACGAUUGGCUGCUGGCACGGGCCAAUCGGGAGAGCCGGGGUUUGGCGGGAGUCUUGACCACCUCCAGGGCUGCCGGUGUCUCAGCGCCAGCUCUGGGUAUUCGGCCGCAGUGGCUAUGUUCGUGUCCGAUUUCCGCAAGGAGUUCUACGAGCUGGUCCACAGCCAGAGGGUCCUUCUCUUUGUGGCCUCGGAUGUGGAUGCCUUGUGUGCUUGCAAGAUCCUUCAGGCCCUGUUUCAGUGUGACCACGUGCAGUAUACUCUGGUUCCAGUUUCUGGGUGGCAAGAACUUGAAACUGCAUUUCUUGAACAUAAAGAACAGUUCCGCUAUUUCAUCCUCAUAAACUGUGGAGCCAACGUAGACCUGUUGGAUAUCCUCCAGCCUGAUGAAGACAGUGUAUUUUUUGUGUGUGACACCCACAGGCCAGUCAACGUUGUGAAUGUGUACAAUGACACUCAGAUCAAAUUGCUCAUUAAGCAAGAGGAUGACCUCGAAGUUCCUGCCUAUGAUGACAUCUUUAGGGAUGAAGCAGAGGAUGAAGAUCUUUCAGGAAGUGAGAGUGAUGAUGGGUCAGAGCCUUCUGAGAAGCGGACGCGGUUAGAAGAGGAGAUUGCGGCACGAACCACAAAGAGGAGGCAGCGAAGAGAGUGGGAGGCCCGGAGGAGAGACAUCCUCUUUGAUUACGAGCAGUAUGAAUAUUAUGGGACAUCGUCAGCCAUGGUGAUGUUUGACCUGGCAUGGAUGAUGUCCAAGGACCUGAAUGACAUGCUGUGGUGGGCCAUUGUUGGACUGACGGACCAGUGGGUGCAUGACAAGAUCACUCAAAUGAAGUAUGUGACUGAUGUUGGCAUCCUGCAGCGUCACGUGUCCCGGCAUAACCACCGAAAUGAGGCGGAAGAGAACAUGCUCUCUGUAGACUGCACCCGGAUCUCUUUUGAGUAUGACCUCCGCCUGGCACUGUAUCAGCACUGGUCCCUCCAUGAAAGCCUGUACAACACCAGCUACACUGCAGCCAGGUUCAAGCUCUGGUCCGUACACGGGCAGAAGCGACUCCAGGAAUUCCUUGCAGACAUGGGGCUUCCCCUGAAGCAAGUGAAACAGAAGUUUCAGUCCAUGGACGUCUCCUUGAAGGAGAAUUUGCGGGAAAUGAUUGAAGAAUCUGCAAAUAAAUUUGGGAUGAAGGACAUGCGUGUGCAGACUUUCAGCAUUCAUUUUGGGUUCAAGCAUAAAUUCCUGGCCAGCGAUGUGGUCUUUGCCACCAUGUCUCUGAUGGAGAGUCCCGAGAAGGAUGGCUCAGGGACAGACCACUUCAUCCAGGCUCUCGAUAGCCUCUCCAGGAGUAACCUGGACAAGCUGUACCUCGGUCUGGAGCUUGCCAAGAAGCACCUCCAAGCCACCCAGCAGACCAUCGCCAGCUGCCUCUGCACCAACCUCGUCACCUCCCAGGGCCCUUUUCUCUACUGCUCCCUCAUGGAGGGCACUCCAGAUGUUGCACUGUUCUCCAAGCCAGCAUCCUUGAGUCUGCUCAGCAGACAUCUGCUCAAGUCCUUUGUGUAUUCGACAAAGAAUCGACGCUGCAAGCUGCUGCCCCUGGUGAUGGCUGCACCCCUGAGCAUAGAGCAGGGCACGGUGACCGUGGUGGGCAUCCCCCCAGAGACUGACAGCUCAGACAGAAAGAACUUUUUUGGCCGAGCAUUUGAGAAGGCAGCAGAAAGCACCAGCUCUCGGACUCUACACAACCACUUUGACCUCUCAGUAAUUGAGCUGAAAGCUGAGGACCGGAGCAAGUUCCUGGAUGCUCUCGUGUCUCUGCUGUCCUAGGGAUUUGAUUUCUCCAGAAGUGACCUCCUUUUCCUUAUUUAUAUCACCCGGCAUCUAUUAGAUUGCAAGAUACAUUUGAAGUGUGGGACUAUGUGGUUUUUAAUAAAGUAAAAUGUUUGUUUGUGGUUCCA